This is a messenger RNA of Asparagus officinalis (garden asparagus), 852 nucleotides long. RefSeq lists its product as uncharacterized. Lineage: Eukaryota; Viridiplantae; Streptophyta; Magnoliopsida; Asparagales; Asparagaceae. The record is from RefSeq and is a predicted model, not a curated record. The transcript has a single exon. The coding region runs from base 98 to 655 and encodes 185 amino acids.
CAACAACAGCAGCGUCGGCGGCUAAUCGCGACGCUUUGCUCUCUUUCUUGCUGUCCAAGGCGUGGUUUUUAAUCUUACAAAUUCUCAAAAGCCGCCGAUGGAUCAAAACCCUAAUACCUCAAAUUCCAGCCCCAUGGGCUCUCUAUUCUCUUCCCCAGAUCCCGAAACCCUAGGUUCGAAUCCCGAUCCGUCUCCACCGCCACCAGCCUCGCCGGAGAUCGGAGAACCCCCUUCAUCCGACGCCGGAUCGGGUAAAUCCGAGAAAUCCACCGAGGAUCCGAAACAAGAAGUUGAAGGGGAAGGAGAAGUUCAGGAGGGAGAAGAAGAGGAGGAGGCGGAGUGUGGAUUCUGUUUGUUCAUGAAAGCGGGAGGAUGCAAGGAUGCGUUCGUCGCUUGGGAGAAGUGCGUCGAGGACGCCGAGAAGGACGGAGGCGAUAUCGCGGAGAAAUGCUUCGAGGUGACGUCGAAGCUGAAGCAGUGCAUGGAUGCUCAUGCCGAUUACUAUGAGCCCAUUUUGAGUGCGGAGAAGGCGAUGGCGAAUGAGGUUGAGAAGGAGAAAGGCGAGGCGGAGUCGAGGAAGGAGGAGGAGGCGAAGGAGGAGGCGGAGAGCGAGGAGAGGACGGUGGAGAUUGUUGUUGACGAGUCGCGGAGUUAGGGUCUAACGCCGGAAGAAGGUAACUUUAUGAGAGAUCUUGAGGUUUUCUCUUACUUUUUGAUUAUGGGAAUAACUUGAAGGAUGAGUAGGGGAAGUGAAUUCAUCUGUUAUACACUGAAAAUUUUGAUAAUUAUUACACAGGCAAAUUUGAUCGGAUUCAUGAGUAUUAUAGCUAUUGGAUCGUAUUGUUUUUAUUA